AUUAUGUGUUUCAACAUCAUUAUUAGAGUGGAUUGCUAACAGUAUAUAAUAGAAAAGUUUGAAACUUUAUAAGUAGCCAAUAAUUGGAAUGUUACCAUUUUGUCGAAAACAUUCAAUCAAACAUCUUUGUCAUAAUCUAAUUUCAGCAAUCUCAUUAAAUCCCAUUUUCUUUCAACACUUCUUCUCAUUAUCCACCACCGCCGCCGCCGCCGCCGCCAGACCUAUUAAAACUCACGUAAAUCUUCUAUCACUAACCUCAACUCUCAAAUCUCUUACCCAAACAAAACAAGCUCACGCCUUGGCACUUCUAAAUGGGUUUCUUCCACCAAGUAUUUCUCUUUGCGCCGCUCUUAUACUCCGGUACGCCACUUUUCACCGCCCAUCAGCCUCCCACCUUCUAUUUCAGCAAACCCUUCCUUUUGUUCACUCUCCUUUCCUUUUUAAUACCCUUAUUAGGGCAUUUUCAAUUGCUAAAGUUGACGAUCACUUUCAAACUUACAAUGAAAUGGUUAGAAUUGGCGUUAGGCCUGAUGAUUACACAUUCCCUUUUGUUCUUAAGGCUUGUGCUGAUUAUUUGAGUGUUCGAAAGGGUUUGGAGAUUCAUGGAUGUGUGUUUAAACUUGGGUUUGAUUUUGAUGUUUAUGUGGGCAAUACCCUUUUGUUGUUUUAUGGAAACUCUGAGUUUUUGUGGGAAGCUAAGAAGGUGUUUGAUGAAAUGCCCGAAAGAGAUAUGGUGUCGUGGAAUACAAUUCUCGGAGUGUUUUCGGUUAGUGGUUUUUAUGUGGAGGCGAUUAAUUUAUUUUCUGAAAUGAAUACGUCGGGGUUCAGGCCUAAUAUGGUUAGUGUUGUUAGUGUGUUGCCGGUUUGUGCUGAGCUUGCAGAUGAGAUGAUGGCUAGGCAAGUUCAUUGUUAUAUUUUGAAGGCUGGGUUUGAUUUUCAGGUGACUGUGCGUAAUGCUUUGGUUGAUGUGUAUGGGAAAUGUGGGAAUGUGAAGAGUUCAAGGCAAGUUUUUGAUGAAAUGACGGAGAGGAAUGAGGUUUCUUGGAAUGCAAUUAUUACUAGUCUUGCUUAUUUGGGGCAAUAUAAAGUUGCAUUCGAGAUAUUUAGAUGGAUGAUUAAUGAAGGGGUGACACCAAAUACUGUUACCAUCUCUAGCAUGCUACCUGUAUUGGUGGGAUUAGAACAUUUCCACUUUGGGAAGGAAAUUCAUGCGUUUAGCUUGAGAUUUGGAAUUGAAUCUGAUGUUUUCAUUUCCAACUCAUUGAUUGAUAUGUAUGCAAAAUCUGGCCAUUCAAGCAAAGCUUCUAAUGUGUUUCACCUAAUGGCUAGGAAGAAUGUUGUUUCUUGGAAUGCCAUGGUUGCUAAUUUUGCACAGAACAAGCUUGAAUUAGCCGCCAUAGAGUUGGUGAGACAAAUGCAAGUUGAUGCUGCAGUUCCAAAUUCAGUCACUUUCACAAAUGCUCUUCCAGCUUGUGCACGGAUGGGAUUCAUUCGUCCUGGAAAAGAAAUCCACGCGAGGUCAAUCCGCAUAGGAUGCUGGUAUGAUCUGUUUGUCUCCAAUGCUCUGACAGAUAUGUAUGCAAAAUGUGGCUGCCUGAAUCUCGCUCACAAUGUGUUCAACGUCUCUCUCAAAGAUGAAGUGUCUUAUAAUAUAUUGAUUGUAGGUUAUUCCCAGACAACAUGGUGCUCGGAAUCACUUAGUUUAUUCUUAGAAAUGAGCAUCGUAGGUUUGAAGCAUGAUGUAGUUUCCUACAUGGGUGUCAUUGCAGCUUGCGCGAGUCUAGCUGCUUUGAAGCAGGGGAAAGAGAUCCAUGUGUUGGCUAUAAGAAAGCAAUUGCAUAUGCAUAUCUUUAUCGCAAACUCACUUUUAGAUUUCUACACUAAAUGUGGGAGAAUUGACCUUGCUCAUAAGAUCUUCGACCGAAUUUCAAACAAAGAUGCUGCCUCUUGGAAUACUAUAAUAUUAGGUUAUGGAAUGCUAGGUGAGUUAGAGAUUGCCAUUGAUCUCUUUGAAGCAAUGAAAGAAGAAGGUGUAGAAUAUGAUUCAGUAUCAUAUAUAGCAGUCCUGUCGGCUUGUAGUCACGGCGGGCUAGUCGAAAAGGGAAUUAAAUAUUUCAAGGAAAUGCAAACUCAAAAGAUUAAUGCAACACAAAUGCACUAUGCCUGUAUGGUUGACCUGCUUGGUCGAGCCGGACUUAUGGAAGCAGCGGAAGAACUCAUUAAAGGUUCACCUAUUGAACCAGAUUCCAAUGUAUGGGGUGCUAUGCUCGGAGCAUGCAGAAUCUACGGGAAUAUAGAGUUGGGAUGUUGGGCAGCAGAACGUUUAUUUGAGUUAAAACCACGGCAUUCUGGAUACUAUAGUGUUCUUUCAAACAUUUAUGCAGAAGCAGGACAAUGGGAUGAAGCAAAAAGGGUAAGGAAACUGAUGAGUUCAAAGGGUGCAAAGAAAAACCCUGGUUGUAGUUAUGUUCAAAUUGAUGAUCAGGUUCAUGCUUUUGUAGCAGGGGACAAAAUAGAUAAAUUUGAUCCUGGUGUUUGGGAUGCAGAAUUAUGAUAUAAUUGUUGGAUAUUACAGUUCAGUUUUGUAGAUUGAUUCCAGAGCAGAAUGAGAGCUUGUAUAUAUAAUUUGAGGAUUUAAGAUAAUGAACUAGAUUAUGAAUACA
This is a messenger RNA of Mercurialis annua (annual mercury), 2663 nucleotides long. Its product is annotated as pentatricopeptide repeat-containing protein At4g14170-like. Gene Ontology annotation, biological process: RNA modification. The transcript has a single exon. Lineage: Eukaryota; Viridiplantae; Streptophyta; Magnoliopsida; Malpighiales; Euphorbiaceae. The coding region runs from base 89 to 2554 and encodes 821 amino acids. The record is from RefSeq and is a predicted model, not a curated record. Gene Ontology annotation, molecular function: protein binding; RNA binding.